Orbicella faveolata is the source of this 1154-nucleotide messenger RNA. RefSeq lists its product as uncharacterized. The record is from RefSeq and is a predicted model, not a curated record. Lineage: Eukaryota; Metazoa; Cnidaria; Anthozoa; Scleractinia; Merulinidae.
AUAUCCAUCAAUAUGACGCGAAGCAUACUGUACAACAAGGCUUUCAAGCGACUUUCAGAAUGUUUAGCUUUUCUUUUCUAAACACAAUUAUAUCAUUACGUACGCUACUCCAGCCCCACCCAGAACUUCCAGGAACACGUUCCGUUACAAAAUAGGCAAUAGGCUUUAUUCUUAAACACACCUCGUGACUUAUCAUGGCUUAUUUACAUCUCGGGAUUUUCCCUUUCGAACCCGGCCCGGGUACAUAAAUACCCUGACAUUGAAGAAGAUGUUCAUUAGUAGUCUACGAAUCAAGGCUAACAACCAAAGUGCAAGAUCAACCUCGGGGAUAAAACACAAACAUCACGUCAACCAUGAAAGACGAAAAGAGAUUGCAUUUCACUCCAUCAGAUGUGCAAACACUCCGAAGCUUUUGCGUAGAGUUGGAUCGCUUGCAAAAGCAACUCGAAGAUGAGCUGAAGCCCAAGUUACCAGCCAGUCUUGGUGACCAUAUAAAACUCGUGCAGUUUGAAGAGCUCACAAAGUCUACCAUCGAUAGGGCGACCGACGCGGGAAUACUUAGUGACGAAAUACAGAGAUUCCUUAGAAUCGCAAGAGCCGUGAAACUGAUCAAGAGCUCAAGUGAUGACGAGAUAGAAAAAUUAAGCGACCGAUUAGAAUCAUAUUUAAUUGAUAUCUCAACUUUUAUGAAAAGAGUGCUACGAGAAAACAGAGUUUUGCCACCACAGCCACAAGACUUAAACGGCUUAAAAGAGCGACUGGACGAGUAUACGCGGUCGUUCUUGGAAGUGGUCGACAAAGAAAACACAGAGAGCGGUAACAUCAAAGACUCAGUCGUGGAUGACGUCAGAAAUUACGUGGUUGUACGGACACUGGCACAAGCAAUGCUGAUCUUUAAAGGCGGUCUUGGUCAUGUGAUUGGAUAGAUUCUUUGACUGUCUUGAGCCUGCUGAUCGAAAUAAAAACUGCGUUAGCUAUAUAUAUAGUUUAUAUUUAUUGUAUUUAUAACGUAUUUUGUGUUAAAAAGUUAAACAGAUUUUGAAAAAUAAAAUAAGAAAUAUUAAUUGUAACUGUCGUUGGACAAUUUGUUUUCUCACAUAUCGGUCAUUUUCCCUCUUUUCAUUCUACUCCGCCGCUAUUUUUCUCGCUUCGCU